AUGACCUCCUUGUCGAUACCUUGUACCGUCUUGUUACGAAUCAACAACAACAACAAUAACAAUUUGAAUACUUCCACUCUAUCAAAAUCAUCAUCAUCACCAAUAACAACAACGUCGUGUCCAUCCAUGACAACUUGCACCAUGACGGGCUCCGUACAUCCAAAUUCAGGCCUGGUGUCCAUAACAUCCAUGAUGGAUUCCACAACCAAAGAAAUUUUUUCACACAUCCUUCAUCAAUCAACACAUCGAGUAAAUACCCUGCAUUUCACACCAAAAGAAUGGUCACAACUUCUAUUCAAAGCAAUCCAAUUUGGCGAUGAAAAUGUGGUGAAAGCACUCCUCGAAUGGGGAGAUUAUGAAAAUCACAAAAUUCUGCAACGUGUCCACCUCUCGAAUUCAGGUCUACACUCAAACGUCACACAUCAUUCACCAAAUUAUUUACCUUACAAUUUAGAAAGCGGUGACGAACAAUCGUAUGGAGCGACCGCUCUCCAUAAAGCUUGUUCCCUUAAUCGACCUCAAAUGGUGAGUCUCUUAUUACAGAGAAAUGAUGUGAAUCGAUGUGUGAAGGAUCAUUCACAAUCCACACCCAUGCAUUACGCAGCUUCGAAUGGUUCAUUGGAAUGUGUCAUGCUUCUGCUCAUGAAAGGAGAGAAUUCAAUGUCAGAAGGAAUUGGCAGCCAAAAACAGUCAUGUCAACAAGUUCAAUUAGACUCUAAAGAUGCUUUUGGAAAUACUCCUAUUCAUUUAGCCAUGAAGCAUAAACACUAUCAUGUGGUCUCUGCAUUGCUGAACUAUUGUCCCAAUUUGGUGAAUUCGAGAAGAAGUAAUUCACGGACAUUGUUGCAUAUGGUGGUUGAAAAUUGUGAUGUGACAGGACUGUCACUUAUCACAAAGGAACAUUUAGAAGCUGCAUCCAAAAUUUAUAUCUAUGCCAAAGAUGAAAAUGGUUUAACUCCACUAAUGCUUUUGGUCAAGGAUUUUUCAAGACUAAGCGAAAACUCACAGCUCCGAAAGAAGCAUCUCUUUUCAAUGCUUAUCCAACUAUUGUCACUGUACGACUUGUCAGAACUGUCACUCGUCAACAAACACGUUGAUCAUCACUCUAAGAAUUUAUUUCAUCUUGCCUGUGUCCAUAACUGUGCAGAUGUGGUACGAAUCAUGGCUCUCUUCCUCAAUCGAGAACUCUAUUUAAACAUGCUCAAACAAUGUGACAAGAAUGGACAAACUCCAUUUCACACAGCUUGUAAAUACGGAGCAGAUGAAGUGUUGAAAACGUUCAUGCUGAUGGUUCACAACGAAUCGACGAUAAUUGAUAUAUCCACAAAAUCGAAACAUUAUACCUCUCGGGAAGAUUAUUUAGAAUGUAAAGAUAAGGAUGGUAAUACACCAUUGCAUGUAGCUGCCUUAUCUUUAGCUCAUGUGUCACCUGUCAAUGAUGAUGAUGAUGACUCUCCCUUGCCACGAGCUGUCUCUUUAAGUGCCAGUUGUUCAGAUCUACCUUCUGCUACCACUACUACUACGAAAAGUAAUCGAUCAAGUGCAAGUAGUAACACUCUUUCAUUGCCAAUCACAUUUGGAAUAAUGAACUCUAAGUUUUCACACAACACACGCUCGCCUGUGAGUACAUCACCUCCAUGUGAUGAAGAUGGAUCCUCAUACGUUCGAUGUAUUGAGGCAUUGUUCCCAAUAGUAAGCUUGGACAUUGAAAAUUCAAAAAAACAAAAUGUUUUGGAACUGUUAAACAAGACAAGCUUUUUCGAGAAUUCCAACAUUUUUUCAAUAAAAAACUAA
Messenger RNA from Naegleria fowleri, 1794 nucleotides. RefSeq lists its product as uncharacterized. The coding region runs from base 1 to 1794 and encodes 597 amino acids. The transcript has a single exon. Lineage: Eukaryota; Heterolobosea; Eutetramitea; Acrasida; Naegleriidae. Gene Ontology annotation, molecular function: protein binding. The record is from RefSeq and is a predicted model, not a curated record.